Messenger RNA from Neoarius graeffei (lesser salmon catfish), 2880 nucleotides. RefSeq names its product phospholipase C, delta 1b (gene plcd1b). The coding region runs from base 268 to 2523 and encodes 751 amino acids. Lineage: Eukaryota; Metazoa; Chordata; Actinopteri; Siluriformes; Ariidae. Gene Ontology annotation, molecular function: calcium ion binding; phosphatidylinositol-4,5-bisphosphate phospholipase C activity. Gene Ontology annotation, biological process: phosphatidylinositol-mediated signaling; lipid metabolic process. The record is from RefSeq and is a predicted model, not a curated record. The transcript is spliced from 15 exons.
UUUUCAUCAUGUUUAUACCCAGCUCUGGAGACAAGGUCGAGCUUUGGAGAACUUGUGAACCAAGUUAGAUAACCUUGGUUUCUGUUUCUUUUAAAUCUUAUCUUAAAAAAAAAAAAACACCACCAAUUCUGUUGUACUUUGUUUCCUGAGGAGAGAAAACUAGUUUUCCCUGUUAGUUGCUCUGAGGUAACUGGUGACGCCUUUACUCAGCCUUGGGUUUGUUCUUGGGUUGUUUUUUUUUUUUUCUGACGGUAUUUAUUUGACAGAAUGAGUUCCAACGGCAUAACAACGCAAGGCAUGGCUGGAGAUCCAGAUUUGAAUUUUCUUCUGAACGGCACUGAGCUCGUGAAGGUUCGCUCGGGGUCAUGGAGGAAGGUGCGAUUCUACAAGCUGCAGGAGGACUGCAAGACCGUGUGGCACGAGUCCAAAAAAACCCUGCGGCCAAAGCACACCUUUUCCAUUGAGGAUAUAGAGUGCGUGCGUGCUGGCCGGCACACGGAAGGUCUCCGGAAGUACACAGAAGAGGCGUUGGAAUCUCGGGCGUUCUCCAUCCUGUUCAAGGGCCACCACAAAAACCUAGACCUAAUCGCUACCACCGAGGAGGAGGCCAAGCACUGGGUGACUGGCUUGGAGAAGAUGAUCACCAACAUGAGCAAGCUCAGUCAACAACAGAAGACUGAACACUGGAUCUUCAACUGCUUGCGUAAAGCUGACAUAAACUGUGACCAGAUGAUGAGUCCAGAAGAGGUGAAGCGCUUUCUGCAAAACAUCAACGUAGAAGUGGAUGAUGAAUAUGUCACGGUGCUAUUUGAGAAAUGUGAUCAGUCCAAAACUGGCUUACUUGAAGGAAAAGAAAUUAAGUACUUUUAUGAGACCCUGACUGCCCGGGAAGAGAUUAGUGUGAUCUAUGAAACGUAUGCAAAAACUGAAGGACUCUUGAGCGCUGCCAACCUCCUUGAUUUCCUGGUAAAGGAGCAGAAGGAGAAGGUGGAUCUGUCUCAUGCUGAACAGCUCAUCGAGAAUUGUGAAGUAGAUGAAACGGCCAAAGCAAAGCAGCUGAUGACGAAAGAUGGCUUUCUAAUGUUCCUGAACCAGCCCGACGCACUGAUCAUGAACCCAGCUUGUAAGAUCGUGUACCAGGACAUGGGCCAACCAUUAAACCACUAUUUUAUCUCCUCCUCUCACAACACGUACCUCCUGAAAGACCAGCUUAAAGGCCCGAGCAGCACUGAGGGCUACAUACGGGCGCUAAUGAAGGGCUGCCGCUGUGUGGAGCUGGACAUCUGGGACGGCUCAGACGGGGAGCCGGUUAUCUACCACGGCUACACAUUGACCUCAAAGAUCCUCUUUAAGGAUGCCAUCCAAGCCAUUAACGAGUACGCCUUUAAGGUGUCGGAGUACCCAGUGAUCCUGUCCCUGGAGAACCACUGCAGCGUAGACCAACAGAAGCUCAUGGCCAAGCACAUGACCUCUAUUCUGGGUAGUGCUCUGAUCACCAAACCCCUGGGAGAACACAUGCCCACAGUGUUGCCCUCUCCAGAGGAGCUGAAGGGUCGGUUUGUGAUCAAAGGCAAAUGCCUGAACAAACUGGAGGAUUAUUUAUCAGACGAGGCCACUACAGAAGAAGAGUCUGUUACGGAAGAAGACGACUCCCGUGAUGAAGAAGAGGUGGAGCAUUCUGAAAACAAGAAGUCAAAGACCCUGAAGCUGGCUAAAGAGCUCUCGGACCUCGUUAUCUACUGUAAAAGUGUCAAGUUUAAAGGAUUUGAAUACGCACGGACUAACCAAUCCUUUUACGAGAUGUCCUCUUUUAAAGAAUCGGUUGCAUUGAGUUAUGCAGAGAAGUUGGCAAAUGAAUAUAUUUGUCAUAAUGUGGACAAGCUGAGUAGAGUUUACCCUUCAGGAGCACUAAGGACAAAUUCCUCCAACUUCAACCCUGUGCCUCUGUGGAACUCCGGAUGCCAAAUCGUGGCCCUGAACUUCCAGACGCCGUGUGCAGACAUGGAUCUGAACCAGGGCCUGUUCAGCCAAAACGGACAGAGCGGCUACGUCCUGAAGCCAGCCUACCUCCGGACCACAGCGUCAGAAUUUGACCCCAUCACACUCAUCAGAGGACCAUGGCUCAAACACCUCGAGUUCCAUGUGAUGGUGAUCUCGGCACAGCAGUUACCUAAAAUAAGCAAGAAGUCAGGCUCCAUCAUAGAUCCUCUGGUGCGAGUGGAGAUCCACGGUGUGCCUGCGGACGUGUCCGAGAGAGAGACGCAGCACAUUCAUAACAACGGUUUCAACCCUAUGUGGAACGAGAAUUUCCGGUUUGACCUGUACGUGCCUGAACUUGCACUGGUGCGCUUCGUCGUGGAGGAUUACGAUAGCAUGUCCAGUAACGACUUCAUCGGACAGUACACGGUCCCCUUCACCACCCUACAGAUGGGGUAUCGUCAUGUUCCGCUGUGCAACCACAACGGAGACCUCUUCUCUUCAGCUCAGCUGUUUGUUCACCUCAUGGUUGUGGAUCCAGAAUAAAUCUAUGGACCAGUUCUUAUUCCAUUGCUUCCCAUCCAGUCUACAUACAUCAGCCUGGUUGAGGCAGAGAAACCUGAAUACGAACCUCGGGUUGGUGCUGGACCAGGAACCUGUUUUGUUGAGAACUUUAAGCUGCAAGAGACAUUAAAUUGACUCCAACAUCUGUCAGUCAACACCAAGCAACUAAACAUGUAGCUAUAGUACAAUACACUUGUUAAACUAGAGCAAUAUUUUCUUUCAUAGAUGUUUUUAGAUGGUUUUAAGUGUUAUUUAGCUUCUAGUACAUUGCACUAUUUAUGAUUUUACUUGUGUGAAUGACAGUUUGAAAAACUAAUAAAAACAGCCAUCUGUAGAAAA